ACAGUUUAGUGUUUGUAAUAGAUGAUACGUAUUCUAUGACCAGAGAAAUAAGACAAGUGCGAGAUGGAGCUCGUAAAAUAUUGGAUGUAAUUCUUAGUAAGCGGUCCAGUCAAAUCGAAGAUCUUAUACACAUAUCACUUAAUGAUCCAGAUGUAUUAGUUAAUACAGUAGUUAAGUCGACUGAUCUCGUUCAUUUCGAGGCUUCACUAGCUGCAGUAAAAGUCCAUGGUGACGAUAACCGUGAUUGGCCCGAACCAACCCUCAGAGCCACAAAACUUGCUCUAGAACAGUGUUUGCCUGGUUCAGAUAUAUAUGUAUUCACGGACGCACCGGCGAAAGACUAUAUAUUAUUUGACGAUGUUGUUAGACUAUGUCAAAAAAAACAGACUCAGGUAGUUUAUGUAUUAACAGCAGAUUUCGAAGGUUAUUAUAAUUAUGAAAACGUUAAAGUUUUUUUCAAAAUAGCGCAGGCAUGUUCAGGACAAGCAUUCAUUAUAAAAAAGAAAGAAGUAUCAAAAAUUCCUUCAUACAUUACAGAGACUGUUAAGGGAACAAAGAAUAUGAUCACUUCCAGACAAAUAGCACCCAACAAAUCGACAAAUAUUACAUUCACCAUUGAUGAUAAAACUGAGUAUGCUCUUAUAUCCUCAUCUGGAAAAGAAAUACAGCUAGAAGUAAAUGGACCAAAUAUCAAAACAGAACGUAAUAUGUGGACAUCGAACGUUAAGGUGUUAAAGUUGAUAAACCCCAUAGCUGGUGACUACACCGCGCAGGUAUGGUCUAGUCAAUAUGCAUCUUUAUAUAUUUUCGGUCGGACUGACUUCACAUUUGUGCACGGAUUUUCGGAAUUAAUACCAAAGUCAUUACAGGACACUAUCUCCCAACCAAUUAGCGAAAUAAAGACCGCUCAGAUCCUAGACAUGGACGAAAAUAUAAUUAAAGAAAUACCACUUAACAAAGUUAAUGAGGAUAUGUAUACCACUGACGCUCUUCUGUGGCCUACAUCCAUGUUCAAAGUUGCGAUAAUUGGCACAAGUGAGAAGACAGGUGGACAUAUUAGAAGAAUAGCAAAUACGCCAAUAGAAGCCCAAAAAUAUACGCUACCAGAAAACAAGAUUCCUGUGGCAACUAUUAGUGAAGGUGCAAAAACAGCUAUUGAUUACAAUAGUUCACUAUUGUUGACGUGUAGAGUUAGUGCAUAUCCAUCUCCAAACAUCGUAUGGACUGACAACCAGGGGACUAAGCUGAUAACAGAGAGUUCUGCGGUUGAAUUACCUUAUAGCUACAUAAGUUACCUACGAAAAUCAAAUAUAAAGCUUCCUGGAAAAUAUUUUUGUUUUGCAACUAACAAUCAAGGAACAAGUACCACAGAAAGUAUUGACGUAAAUAUUAAUUCACCAUUCAUUGUCGAAGACCAUGAUGAAGGGGUCAUAAGAAUUGCAUAUGGAAAAGACAUAAUUGUAAAAUGCACUAUUACAUCUAAAUUUCCAAUGAAAAUUACAUGGAAACAUUAUGACCAAAUUAUACAGAAAUGGAUAGAUGUUGUACCGAAGGAUGGAAAAUAUUCUAUUUCAGAUGACGAAGCGGAACUAAAAAUCCUUUCAAUAGAUCUAUACCAGGAUGGAUAUUACAGCUGUAGUGUUAUGCUAAAAGAUGAUGGUUACAAGGGACCAACGAUAAUAAAAACUGUUCUAGUUACAAAUCUUAUUAGACCUCUUUUUGACAAAAAAGGUGGCAAAAUAGUAGCGCAGCAGAACGACUCAGUAAUCAUAUCGUGCAAAGUCCGCCUUGGUAAACCUAAGCCGAAGGUAGAAUUAAUAUAUAGGAAUGUUAAUUCAGAUACCUAUAAAUUUAUAAAUUUAACAAACGAUGAAUUAGUUAUCGAAAGUGCUGGUUUACGACAUGCUGGUCGCUACAAAUGUAUGGCAGUAAACAUUGCGGGGCGCGAUGACGCAGCAACCGAAUUGUUUGUGGAAGGUGCACCUACUAUUAUCAAUAUAAAAACAACUAUAAAUGCAGUUACUAACGAUAUCAGUUUAAGAAUACCAUGCAAAGUCGAGGGAUAUCCAAAACCUGAAAUCGCGUGGCAAGUAAACGAAACUCAAGUUAUAUCAGGAGAAAAAUUCGUAAUCGAUGAUUAUUAUCUUAUUAUUAAUAAUCCUGAUAUGAAUGACACUAACUAUUAUAUCUGUACGGCAACCAACAAGAAAGGAACUGAACAAAAAAGGUUUAAGGUUCAAGUCAAUCCUAAUCUUAUUUCCAAUGAUACAUUUGGCAAUUGGCGUGAGAUAUUUCUAACAACAGAAAAGGCAAUGAAUUUAAGUUGCUCAUUACCAAUAUCUCUUUCUGAUACUGUAAGGUGGUUUUUGUUCCAAGAUUAA
This is a messenger RNA of Achroia grisella, 2381 nucleotides long. RefSeq names its product hemicentin-1-like. The record is from RefSeq and is a predicted model, not a curated record. Bases 36 to 2381 code for a protein of 781 amino acids. Gene Ontology annotation, biological process: homophilic cell-cell adhesion. Lineage: Eukaryota; Metazoa; Arthropoda; Insecta; Lepidoptera; Pyralidae. Gene Ontology annotation, cellular component: plasma membrane. The transcript is spliced from 17 exons.